Scleropages formosus (Asian bonytongue) is the source of this 3002-nucleotide messenger RNA. RefSeq names its product bcl-2 homologous antagonist/killer-like. Bases 356 to 1000 code for a protein of 214 amino acids. The record is from RefSeq and is a predicted model, not a curated record. Gene Ontology annotation, molecular function: porin activity; BH domain binding. Gene Ontology annotation, cellular component: mitochondrial outer membrane. NCBI's taxonomy places the organism in Eukaryota, Metazoa, Chordata, Actinopteri, Osteoglossiformes, Osteoglossidae. The transcript is spliced from 6 exons. Gene Ontology annotation, biological process: regulation of apoptotic process; extrinsic apoptotic signaling pathway in absence of ligand; release of cytochrome c from mitochondria.
GAAGUCUCGUCCGAUUUUGGGCUUGAUUGGGAGGCGGGAACACGGACUCUUCCCACAGGCCCUUUCGCCACAGUUCGGUUCUCACUGCUAGCCCUGUGACGUAGGCAGCACGUUCACUCACUCGCGCGCGCGCGCGCGCGCCCUCGCUCCACCGUACGGCGGCGCCUGGUGUUCAGACGGCGCUCGGGUCACGGCGGGAAUCCCGGCGAGCGCGAGUUCCGGUUCGCCACGCGGAAGUGCAACGGUGGAGGUUCGUCGUGCAGCUUGGUACCCCUUGCUUUUUGACGUCCUCAAAGUUCACUGCUGUUGAAAGGCGGCACUCCGAAGGUGAGGGGAGACCUGACUGGGUGGAGCCAUGGCAACAGGGGGUGGAGAUGACCCCUUAAAGCCCAGUGAGAGGGGGUCCAGCAAGGAUCAUGAGCACCCAAACACUGAAGAGGACGUGCUGGAGGACACAGCGGAGGUUUUCUACAGCUACGUGCGGUACCGAUACCACCAGGAAAUGGAGCAGGGCGAGCAGCAGCCGCCGCCUGACCCUGAGAUUAUGGCACUGCAGCCCAACGAGAGAAACCCUAUGUGCCGUGUGGGACAGCAGCUGGCCAUCAUUGGUGACGACAUCAACCGGCGCUAUGACCUGAACUUCACACGCAUGCUGUCACAGCUGGCGCUCACACCAGACAAUGCCUACGAGUACUUCUGCAAGAUCGCCAACAGCCUGUUUGACUCGGGGAUCAACUGGGGGCGUGUUAUAGCGCUGCUCAGCUUUGGAUACCGCAUGGCGCUGCACGUCUUCCAGCAGGGCAUCACCGGCUUCCUGUCCAGCAUCGUGCGCUUCAUCUGUGACUUCCUGCUGCGCAACCGCAUUGCACAGUGGAUUGCACAGCAGGGCGGCUGGCUGGCUGCUCUGGACCUGGACAACGUCUAUGUCAACUACAUGCUGGCCCUGCUGGCCGUGCUGCUCCUCGGUCAGUUUGUCUACCGCAGGUUCUUUGGCUCCUAAGGGAUUAGGAGUCAGGCAGCGUUCCAGGAGGUGAGGAGGCGGAGGUGGGGAGGUGUUUGAGGCGGCUGAGCGAGUGAAGAGCCAGAUGUUCUCCACAUGUUGUGCUGGUGACGUGUCACCUGCUCACCUCUACUUGACCUUGUCAGUGUCCUUCAGGCUCCAGACAGCAUCUUGACACAGCUUCUCCCCAGCCUUCACAGAUGUGAGGUAGCCCCAGCACCUCCCCUAUCCCAUCAGUACCACAGCUCCUGUGUGUCCCCCACAUGGGUGGAGCCUUCAUCUUAAUCUCUGCCCCUAUGGGGGACCUACCCCACCCACACCAGCUCCUCCCAGUGCCAACAAUGGUCCCCUGUCUGCUCAAGGCCCAGCAGGGUGUGUCUCACUCUCAGGAAGAACUCUGGACACUUUGGCACUUUGGACAAUGAAGUGGACUGCUUGGACCACUGUCUGGCCUGUCUGCAGUGGCCAGAACCAUGCAGAUCGGUCGGUCCACUUCCCUCCCAGUCCGGUGCAUUAGGGCUGCACCCAGUGACUUUGGACCUAGGGAUGGGGUGGUGUAACAAAUUGGUGUUUUACUCUGGUAUACUUUUAUAAAGAGUUUUAUUCCUGUUUGUUGUGAAACGUCUAGUCUCCACCACUACCUCACAUAGUUGCUCUGUUGUUGUACUGUAGUAAAAUGCUUUAAUAUGUGAGGGCAUUUAGGAUCUUGUUCUUUUUGUGGAGAAAAGUCAGAUUUAUCAUUUGAUGGGUUUUUUUUUAAAUAAACUAUUUUUCUUCAAUAAUUUGAAAAUGCAACGAUCACUAAGUAGCUGCAGAGGGCUGUUAUCUUUCCCUGCUUUAAAAUUGGAUGGACUGUAUUUUUUGUUAGUCAUUUCCCUUUUUCACAUUAGCAUUCAGUCUCUUUGACCUCACUAUGGUUAUUGGAAAAGAAGUUGUGCAAUAUUUGGAUUUAUUCAACAGAAAUUAAAUGAACUAAAAUAAGAGCUUUUUUUUUUUUUUUUUUUUUUGAAGACCUGUAGAACUGUCCUUCAGAACCACCACUAAUUCAGGGGCUUCUUGGUUCAGUGCGAACGUCCCCUGAUGGGAUCUUACUCGUUCUCUCUCUGAGACAUGAAAAAAUCCACUGGAACUUCUGAAAACUCUAAGGACUUGUGGGGAUAGUGUUUUAUUUAUUGAUUUUGGCACGAGGAGUUGAACAUCUUUCCUUGUGUAUUAUUGUUUUGAUCUAAACUCCAUGAUUGUAAGAAUUCCAAUGAGAUAUUUAUAUGUACUUUUCCUGUAAACAGGACAUUACAAUAAUAUCCUACCUGCUCUUUCCUGAUUAUAUUAGUCUGGAAGGGGGGGGGGGGUGGUGGUAUGUGGUGCUGCCCUGUUUGCAGUUCUUGACUAUCAUGUUUUUAUUUACUGUUAUUAUAAUGGUGUGGAAUCCCUGCAGCAUGAAAACAAGCAGAAUUUAAGGCCUCAGUCAUUUGGUUCUGAAUGUUUAUUGAACAGUUUUGUGUCUGGUGAAUUCUGCCUGUUUCAUUUGGCAGUUUCUCUCAUUGUCCUACACAGCAUUUUUUUUUUUUUUUUGAGCUGCUAGAACUGCUCCAGCUCUUUUAUUCUGUUUAUUCUCCUGGCUCAUCUCCAUGGAGGCUCAGUGCAGUUGUGCAUAGAUGUAACUAAGACUUGGUUUGAGCUGCCCUGGAAGCUGCCAGCCAGGGCCUGAACCUUUGUUCAGCCAGCUUGUGUCCAUUGAGGCUCAUUUUGGAAACAUCCAGGGCAAAAUGCCUUUUUACUAAAAUGAACAGAAGUUGUGUAAAAUGCAGUGAUUUAUAAGUGAUAAAUGAGCAAUUUCUUCCCUGUGUCCUCCAUCUUUACUUUUAAAUGACCUUGUGUUCAUCUUGAAGAAAUGUAUCUAUUGUGUGGUUCUAAGGAAACAAAUUUUGUGCUCAGGCACAAAUGUCCCACUUGUUUUCAAAAGGUUUUUGUAUCCAAAUAAAAUCGGAUCCUGUUAAAUGAU